This is a messenger RNA of Amoebophrya sp. A25, 5939 nucleotides long. NCBI's taxonomy places the organism in Eukaryota, Dinophyceae, Syndiniales, Amoebophryaceae. The record is from the annotation of a GenBank genome assembly.
CAGAAACGAUAGAUGAAGAUGAGCGUAUUGAGACGCCUCCAAUCAUGAGGGGUAGGGUUCGUCUCUUUAUAGGAAAAGGUUACACCAUCCUCAUGUGCAGUCCACGCGAAUAGAAUCUCGUCGAGAAGAACUCGAAAUGUGCAGGACCGGCGUAGCACGACCUUACUUACUUUCCCAUGUCUCCCUCCCACCUGACGAAGCGACAUAUCCAACUCGGUGACGUGCGAUCCGAGUCCUUAGGUAAGGAGCGGGGUGCAAGGCGGGACAUCGAGAAGUAGGAAGCGUGUAUCUACCAGGCGAUAAUAGCAGAUUCUUCUCUCAUCCGACUCACGGCGUGAAGUUUUGCAGGAACAGCUGUCGGCGUCCCGCCGCUUGAGACCGCAAUGUCGGCAGACACUGCACCGUACGAGUUCCGUGAGUUUCCUCCAAAAGAAAUCGCGUUAACAUGGUGGGGCACCGUGAUGACCGUGUGGAGCUACGUCCGGGUCUUCACGUUGGCCCUGAUCAAGGAGAUGGUAAGUUUUUCAAGCGAAUCCUUUGCCUUUUCUAGAUAGUUACCUGUGUCAUCGGUUUCAAGAUUGUGAUCCCUCAAAUUUUCACCAUACUGCUUCUGCUAUUGGUGGUGAGUGCUGGUAGCGCGCUCCUCUAAGUCUUACCUUCCGACGUGCAAUCACAGGCAUGGUUUCUGCAAGCGCAGCUGGGUAUUGAGCCUGGGUAUUCAUUUAGAAAACGAAGGCGGCCCGGCAUGGAGGCUGUCUUUAUCGAGCAUGGGUAUCUUUACGCGUUGGCGUGCUCGUUGUUUUCCUUCGUCUCUGCUUCUAGAAGAGUCUCGAAGACGUCGUGAACGACUCCUGAAUCUCAAGAUAAUUCGAUCGAAAAAUAGGAAUAUCAUAAUAAGCAGUGUAACUACGACUACCUAGACGUGACCAGCACUCCUCGAUAAUGACAGGUAUGGCUCAUUGGCAGACUGCUGGAAUAGACCGAUAUCCAGUUCUCCUAGCGCCUAUGUGAAAGUGGUAAAGCGCACCCGGAAGAGUCAGACAUUUUUCGAGCCUCUCAAACCACUCACGCUCACGGACGAGGAGGUACUCCCUUUUUGUUUAGAGUAGCUGCUGUGCCUCAGUGCUUGCUCGGUCAAAUUGGGUCAAGUAGGCAGUUCUUUUUCUCACUCUGGAUGAAAAUGACUCCGCGCCAGGUUGUCUCCACAAACCUCGCGAGCUACAAUUAUCUCGGGUUCGGUGGGGUGGAUAAUUUCUGCACAGAAUUCGUGGCAAAUUGCAUUGCUGGUCCGUGUGGUUUUUCAACGUGCGCAGCGCGAGGGGGUGCAGCGGGCACGCGACGGAUUCACCUCGAGUUGGAAGCCAAAAUAUCGGACUUCCUGGGCAAGGAAGACGCACUAGUCUACGGAAUGGGAUUCGCUACGAACAGCAUCCACAUCCCAGCUCUAGUAGACCCAGAAGGCGAUGGAAGAGGGUAAGUGCAUCUUCGAGUACUCAACUUGAACCCUUUCCCAGACAUGUACUUGGUUAUUUAUUCAUUGAAGAUCUGUUGUUAAUUGCAAAUUAUGUGAAUAAACUUCUAAUGAAAACUGUGAACAGGGCGUUGAUAUUAUCCGACAUUUUGAACCACCGGUCCAUCGUGGAGGGCGUGCGGAUGUCGGGUGUUUCUGUGAAACCGUUCAAGCAUAAUGACAUGGUAGACCUAGAGCAUAAACUGCGCGACGCCUGCGAAAACGGACAGCCCAAUGGCAAGGGACAAUGGCGAAAAAUCAUCGUGAUUGUAGAGGGUAUAUACUCGAUGGAGGGUGAUUUUUGCCGGCUGCGCGAAAUCGUGGCGCUGAAAAACAAAUAUGGCGCGUACCUCUACCUAGACGAGGCGCACAGCAUCGGAGCUGUCGGUAGAAUUCGCGCUUUCAUCUUCGUAAUCCCAUAGCUUUUGGUUAACACCUCUACGACAGGUACCUGAAUUAUGGCAGUCUCGAGGGUCCCUUCUAUUAACUCUAACUCAUUGAUUCACAAUUUCAAAUUUUCUCCUUCACGCCCAUCUAGGUGCAUCAGGACGAGGUGUAUCGGAGUUGCUGAACGUCCCAACUGGAAUGAUAGAUCUGUUGAUGGGCACAUUCACAAAAUCGUUUGGCUCCGCUGGUGGUUACAUCGCAGGCGACAAAGUCGUCAUAGACUCACUCCGAAAACAUGCAGCUAGUUCUGGAUUUUCUGUUUCCAUGUCUCCAGCGUGUGCGGCGCAAGCGUACUCUUAAAUAUUUUGAUGCUUCUAUGUGUAUGCCGCAGUGCGUAUGUAGUGUGUAGUUUUGAACAAGAAGUACGUUUAUGAACAAGCUUAAGCACUCUUCUGGUUCCGACUAAAAGCAUCAGUGAGUGCAUCCCGCUCAAGCUCGUCCUAAACCAGGUAUGCCGCGCUACACGUCAUCCAAAUGGAUCCCGUUAAAGGAGCAGCAAAGCUCAAAAGUAUUCGCGAAAAUAGUAACUAUUUCAGGGAGAAGCUGAUGCAGAUGGGAUAUUCGGUAAUUCAAAUAUGCUUGGUGUCCUCUUUCCCACAUAAUUGAUGGAAACGCGCAAUCCCGAUUUUGAUUCAGUAAGCAGACACGUCAAGAACACUUGGCCAUGAAGACAAUUCAAAACCAAACCGCGACCACAGGUGCUAGGGGACGUGGACAGUCCAGUGAUUCCGGUCUUGAUGGAUCCCCUAGGCAUGCUGGAACUGAGUAAGCGGUGUUUGGAUUUAGGCGUUGCCAUCGUGGUGGUUGGUUACCCAGCCACCCCUUUUCUUCUAAACCGAGCGAGGUUUUGCAUUUCAGCCGCGCACACACGCCCACAGCUGGAAUCAGUGCUGGACAUUCUGCGAGAGCAAGGAGAAAAAUUAGGGCUGCUCUACAACAAACGAUGCCCGAAGUUGUUGAAUUGGGAUUACUAUCGUUACAUUCGAGAGUGCAGGUUAGAAACGAAGGAAGCCAGCGUGAGACGGCCCAUGUUCGAGCGUCUGGCAAGCAGGGAGAAGCGACAAGAGGAUGCAACAUGCGCGGACGCGCGAACAACAAACACGGGCGAAACGAAGAAGAGUAUUAGUGCCGGAUCCGUUUCCGUACCCGUAGGACGUGAGAUGAACAGUAGCGCAAGCACGGUUGAGUCAUCCGACAAGAACCUCGUAGCGCAGCAGAGUGUUACGCCUGGAGGUGGAGAAGUAGAUGCACUCAUGCAAACCUCGAUAAAUGCAAGCGGGAGCAGCACGAGCGUUGAUAAUGCUGCAAUGCGCGAAGGACCAGGAGGAAGCCGACGGGACGUGCAGUUGUCAGAUGCGUCGUCUCACAGAAGCCCGACUCCCAGCCUCACCGGGCGCGGUGAAAGUAGAAGUACUGCCUCUGACGCAAAGACCGAAGAAGUUGAGCUACUCGGGGAUGAUCAUGACGAGGAGCAAAUGAAAAAUAGUACACGAACCACGACCGCAUCAACGUCUUGUUCGUCACUCAUUUCGACGGCUUCAUCGUCAACGCCAUCAGAAGACGUGAUGCUUAGUCUCAAGGGGCGCUCCGUCGCGUCGCUAGCGACCGCAUCUACGACAACAGCGUCCAGUACCACAGCAGGAGGAGCACUCGCACGAGGAGACGUGGAGGCUAGAAGGUCAUCGUCUUCCGCUUCAAGCGAAACUAGGACAAGUACGUCGUCGCGCGUAGCACAGGACGAGGUCGUCAACGCCGCAGAACUGCGAUCAUCGUCAUCAGAAGACGAGGAUGUGAGUGACAUGAGAAAUGCAGUGAAGAGUAAACAAGACUGCGAAGAAACAGAAACACCAGCUGAGGACGAGGACGAGGACACCACCACGGGCACGGAUUUAGAACUAGCGAGCCAUCAUCCGGAACAGCCGUCCACACCUGAAGAGGAUCAAAACUCGACUGCGUCGAGCGAGUCGCCAGACGAGGAAAUCGCUAUGACGCAGCAGAGCCUUGCCUCAGCGGCAUCAAGCUCGUGUUUCGCAUCAGAUGAGCUUAGGCAGAGAAGGGGCGGCAGCAGCGCUGUUGAAGACGCUAAAGAUUCGUUAGCGUUUGCGUCUAGUAGCUCUAGAAGUACGAGCAAAGCAGCCGGACGUGGAGCGCCUUCAACCACGUCAACAGCAGCUGUAACAUCAUCGGAUCGAGCGUGUGGCGCAGCAUGCAGUCAACAAGGCCGCGCCACGUCUACCAGAACCUCGGGAGAGACAAAAAGCCGGACAGAUCAUGAACCAAAUGACGCUCCAGGGCCUGUCUUGACGGGUGACAGUGCUGCUUCCUCCUCAACAUCGUCAUCGAGUGCGUCUUCGAAAGCCGCUGCUGCCCGCCUAUGGGCUGGGGUCAGUCGUGGGCACGACCCAUGUCACAACGGUUUCUGUAUGUUAGAUCCUCUAGGCCUGGCCAAGGAUCCACCACCUCACCUUGCGACCCGCUGUAACGAGUAUCUCUGGCGCAACGGCUUUGGGGCAUGUGGGCCUAGAGGGUUCUACGGCGGAACCAUGGAGCACCUUUUGCUGGAACAGAAACUCGCGAGCUUUCUGGACAAGGUAGUAAAGUAUGUAAGUCGUGAGAGUCAGGUGGAACUUUCACGACGAUUGCGAGUUCGAUUCGUGGGAUUUGUGCUCGUGGUCAGAUUGAUUAUGAUUUUUUUGUAAAGCGCAUGAAGUAAAUGAAUGAAUGUGCAUCCGUUUCGUCGCCAAAAAUUUUCAUCCAACGGCACAUCACAACAGGAAGAGUGUGUGUUGUAUUCGCACAGUGUUACGGUGGCUAGUUCCGUUUUUGAGUCCAUGGUUUUGGCCAAGGAUCACGUCUAUUGCCAAGAUAAUGCGAACUUUGGCAUAAAAGCUGGCCUGCGUCUCAAUCGGUCGGGCAAUCGCAUUUCUUUUUUUCGCGAUCUAGAUCAUCUAAAGGAGCUUUUAGAGGAGAAGGAUGCAGUAGCACAGGAGAAGGUUGGUGGAGCAGGCAUCGCUAACGGUCGAUGUUACGUGGUUGCAGAAGCCUUGUGUCAUUGCGACGGCAAAGUGCUUGAUUUACCUGCGCUUCUCGAACUUAAGAAUCGCUUUCAUUUUCUUCUCGCUUUGGAUGAAAGUUUUAGCUUCGCUGCACUCGGGAGGAGAGGUAAAAUUUUUAAAAUGCAAGUAGUUUAGUUUUAGAUCGAAAUAGAUUGAUGAAAAUAGAUUAGCAUAAUCAGGAGGAAGAUUGUUCAUGGUCAGAAGCUAUAUUACCUCCUGACCAUCGGAUAACGAUAAGAGCAGCAAGAAGCUGAAUCCGAUUUGCUAGGCCACCGGUAGAACUCGGAUCAAUCUCUUUGCAACUGUUGGCAGGUAUUUCCGAUUAUUUCAAUGUGUCGAUCCGGGACGUCGACGUGAUAUUUGCUUCCUUGGAGUAUGGCGUUGCCGGCAUCGGUGGGUUUUGUGUGACAAGCCAUGCACUGAUACGCGAUCUUCGAUUGACAAGUAGUGGCUACUGCUUUUCGGCAUCUGCCCCUGGCGUGUCUUGCAAAUGGGGGCUAGAGGUUCUCGACAUGUUGGAAGCGGGACAGCUCGACGGGCGCUUAGAAUCUUUGCGGUGCAACAGCGAGCAAAUUCGCGAGCGCCUUCGGAGCGGACUCCGUGACCUGAAAAUCGAAGUGUCCGGCGAUGGCUACAUGUUUUUUCUUCGACCAUGCAACGAUGCCGCCGGUUCAUCUUCCUCCACAUGCUCAGUCACUCGAUUGCGGCGUAUGCAGAAAGCGGCCGAGAGCAAAGGAGUGGUGCUGGAUCUGUGGCAGCGCGGAGCGGUCGAAAAAGCGUUGUUGCGCCGCUUCAACCUCUCACAGGAUGCAGGAGAAGCCUCUUUGAGGUUGUGCGUCUCCUGUUUGCACUUUGACGAGCAGAUAGCAGACGUAGUGAGCAAACUGACUGAGGCGUUCCGCACCUGCACCGCUGCUCUCACGUAG